Messenger RNA from Spizellomyces punctatus DAOM BR117, 2468 nucleotides. RefSeq lists its product as uncharacterized. Gene Ontology annotation, molecular function: DNA binding. Lineage: Eukaryota; Fungi; Chytridiomycota; Chytridiomycetes; Spizellomycetales; Spizellomycetaceae. Gene Ontology annotation, biological process: spliceosomal complex disassembly; mRNA splicing, via spliceosome. The transcript is spliced from 12 exons. Bases 18 to 2354 code for a protein of 778 amino acids. The record is from RefSeq and is a predicted model, not a curated record. Gene Ontology annotation, cellular component: nucleus; U2-type post-mRNA release spliceosomal complex.
UCUAGAUCGUGGGAGCUAUGAGCUUUGCGUCUUUUCGGAAACCAAAGGCGAAGAACUUGAGAAAGAAGAUACAGGUGUAUGAGGACGAGGAUGGGAGUGACAAUGUCGCUCUUGACGGUAACGGCAAUGGAAGGGAGGGUAAAACGGGUGGGGAGCUAGAGGUCAAGGCCAUCGCAAAUAGCAUUAAAAAAGAGGGGAAAAGUGCUCAAAAGCCGAAAGCAAAGCCAAAAGGUGGAACAGGAGUUGCGUUGAGCUUUGGCGAAGACGACGAGGGCACAAAUGAAUCUUUUACCAUAAAGAAAACAGCAGCUAGCCGUCGAAUGACAAAAGCGAAGGUCAACCGCGAACUUGUUCCCGAGCGCACAGUGGAUGCUUUCGCAAACGGCAACUACUCAACGGAAAGUUUGCGUGCCCUGAAGGAGAGCCAGCGAACAGCCCCACCUUCUUCUGGCACGACCGAUUCCCUGUUUUCUUCCUCAAAUAUGUUGGCAGACGACCUGGCCCCCCUUUCCCUGGCAGAGAGUAUCCCAGAUGCAGCUACGAUUCACGCCGCUCGAAAAUUGCGUGAACAGAAGAGGGCUGCUGCUAUCAGUGGAGCCAAAGAAUCCUCUGUCAAUUUCAUUCCUUUAUCUAGUUCCCGAGAGGUUGGGCAGUCUUACAAACAUGAGUCGCGGCUGGUAACCGAGGAUGAAGAGAUCGAAGGAGAGGAGGCUUUUGAAGACUACGAGGGUGAUCGUAUUACAUUUGGACGUGAGGCAGUAAAGCAAGAGGAAGAACGGAGACAGAAGGAAAUGGAAGGGAACCUUAUCCAUGCACAGGAAGAAGAUGUGGAAGAUGAGGAGGUCCGUCGGUGGGAAAUGGAGCAGAUUCGGAAAGGACGUAAACCAAAGGUGCACGACGCCAAGCCAGAGCCGCAGUCGCGCCCACCAGCACCUGCACAGAUCCCCGCCUCAAUACCAAUUCCCUCAGUUAGCGCUGUGUGCUCUCGCUUAGCAUCUACCCUCAGCAAUCUGGAAGCAACCCAUGAGAAUCACAUCCGUCAGCUUGAGCAAAUCAAGCAUGAGGCACAAAAGUCGACUAUAGCAACCGCAAGUCUGGAGUCGGAUACCAAGGGUUCUUCCGAACGAUAUACCUACUUUCAGGAUCUCAAAACGUAUAUCGAGGAUCUGGCCGAUUUUCUGGAUACCAAGUUCCCAGAACUCGAAAGCCUUGAAAUGGAGUAUCAUUCCAUUAUCAAAGCCCGUAACAAACUUAUCUUCGAACAGCGGGAAAAAGUCAUGGAUGACUGGUUUGCAACUUUUGCAAUCUGGACGGCGCCACCACAAGAAACGAAUGGACAAAUGCCUUUUGGGGAAAUGGAAACCGAUGAAGUACAGCAGCCUACCAAUGAGGCGGAAUUAGCUUCCAGACUAGGCCGUGUGCGACAACGGCUGGAGCAUUUGUUUGACGAUACUGAUGACGAGUUUCGCUCACUGCCUAUUAUUAAGAAGCGAUUUGAAAUAUGGAAGCGGAAGUAUCCAAAAGACUAUGAGGAUGGUUACGGAUCAUUGAGUGUGCCAGGGAUAUUCGAGCUGUUUGUGCGAGGGGAGCUUUUGACGCAGAGUCUGCAGGAUAUACCUAUCGUCUUGGAAGCAAUGGAGUGGCACCGCACACUGAUGGACUAUGGCAUAACCUCACCGCAUGUAAUGAAUGCGGAUGAUCCAGACACGAAGCUCUUAUCACGGAUUGCGGAAAAAGCGGUCAUCCCACGCAUUAAAGCUUUGGUGGACACGUAUGAUCCAAAUUCUGAGGAGCAAACCAAUGCCUUGAUCAAUAUUAUGGGCCAAUGCCUUGAUUAUGUGCAUGUGGAAGAUCAAGCUUUCAAGGGUCUAGUUAGCGCAAUAGAAAUGCGGCUAACCCGGACUACCGAUGCUACGGUGGACCGAUAUAACUUCUUCGUUACGCGUCUACGACCAAGUCUUACUGAAGCCAUGAUUGAAUCACGAAAUCACUGGUUCUGGAUAACUUUCAAGCUGUUCAUGACGGUCCUGAAAUGGGGGCGAUAUUUACCACGAGCAACUGUCCAAUCACUGGCAAUCGACAAGCUACUUAAUCGACAGCUGAUUCCUAUCGUCAGGGUGGCCUCAAGUGGGCCUCUAGACUUGGACAAACUCGAAAAAAUUGCGGAAGGCAUACCCGCUGGUUGGAUAGCAGAGGGGACCGUAUUCCUCGCAUCGUUUGAUGCGGCGCUGAAAGAUUUUAUACAACGACAUCGACAUGGUGGUUACGAUCAAUCAUUUUGGAACCGGCUUGCGAAAGUCGCGGCAAGAAUCCAAAACCACGAACUUGCUGCUCAAAUAUCCCAUCAAAUAUGAUCUACCGCAUUGCAAAAUAAAGAAAGGCAUAUUGCCUAUCCUUUUCCGCACCGUAGUAAUUUAUUCCAAAUCUUGAAAUUACAUCCGUCCCCCACGAAGCGCUAAUACCAAAUG